CAGGUUGCUACUGCUGUGGUUAGGGUUGCACACCUAAAGGUGAAGCGUGACCCCUGACACUGAACAAUGGGGAGACCCAGGAAAAACCCUGACAGCACAGCCUCACCUCGUCAGGCUGCAACUGUGCCCAAAGCCACCCCAGCAGCACCCCGUUCCUCUGCCUCCUCUACCCAGGCCAAGACAACACCCACAGCCAGCCGACCUAAGAGUGCUCAGGCUGCUGGGAGUUCAGGCACCAGCAGGGCACAGACAGACAAGCCAACCAGCAGCACCACUGCCAGAAGAGCCGGGCAAAGCUCUUCCCAAUCAAGGGCCACUGCAACACAUGGCAGUGAUCAAGGAGACCCCAAGAUAAGCUACAGAGUGACAGCUAAGAACCCCACAGUAACUAGUGGAGGGAAACCUUGCUCCACAACAGCUAAAGCAACUGCCGGUGCCGACCCCUGCCUGGGAGGGAGUCAAUCCAGCCGCUCUCGAGCCAAUACCACUGACCAGGGCAAAGCAAGCAAAUUUCCCUCCCUGUUGACAAGAGAAGAUGUGGUGAAAGUGGAGAGGGAAACCCGGGGCCAGAGGGACAAUCCCAAGUGGGAUGAGUGGCGGGAAAACCGCAUCACAGCCUCAGUCGCACCCAGGAUCGCUAACAGCAAGUUUGUCAAUGGCAAGAGCUCAGAGGUGCCCCAGUCUUAUCUCAAGGCUGUGGUGAGCUCCGGGUCCAAAAUGCAGACACCAGCCAUGUCCUGGGGCACCCGAAAUGAGAAAAAGGCAGUGCAGGCAUAUGAGGAGCUCCAGUCCAGGAGGACAGGUAAGCCUGUGAAGGUGGAGGAGUGUGGCCUCUUCAUUCACCCAGGGAAGGAGUGGCUCGCAGCCAGCCCAGAUGGAAUU
Messenger RNA from Terrapene triunguis (Three-toed box turtle), 882 nucleotides. Its product is annotated as sericin-2-like. The record is from RefSeq and is a predicted model, not a curated record. The annotation marks the transcript as partial. The transcript has 2 exons. NCBI's taxonomy places the organism in Eukaryota, Metazoa, Chordata, Testudines, Emydidae.